AUGAGGCCUAUCGUCCUUCGAGAGAAUCCCAGGCCAGAUGACGACUCGUGGAAUUUCAUUGCUGUCAUGCCAACCACUAUACGUCCAGGAUAUGGCAAACAUAUCCUCUUCUCUCCUCAAGCCAUCAAACUCGACAUCACGCAAUUCCCCGCAAAUCGCAUCUUACGCGCAGAUGAUAUCUCCAAGUUUGUCUUGGUGUCAUUUGAGAGCUUAAGAUUCCCGGACACACCCUUUUCUGCAACACGAGAUUAUUUGAUUAGACUUUUCAAAGCGGGGUUGUUCCUCAAUGGAGUACAGUACCGAUUCUAUGGACAUAGCAAUUCGCAACUGAGAUCGCGCAGUUGUUUUCUACGCGAGGCCAAUACAGAUCAAGAGCUGAAUGAUCGCCUCUAUGCUUUCGGGGACUUUAAAAAGAUCAUGAAUGUCGCCAAACGUGCUAAAAGGAUAGGCCUUCUGUUUUCCAAAGCUGAAUUGGACUGGAACCUGGAUCCCCGCUGGACGCAAGAUAUCGAUGAUAUCGUAAUCAACGGAGAAACAUUUUCCGAUGGUUGCGGUCUCAUGUCGAAGCGCUUCGCUGUCCAGCUCAGUCGCCACAAACGAUACAUAUAUCAUGGUCGACCGUAUACACCUUGCAUCUUCCAGAUUCGGUACCGUAGAGAAAGGUGGUCAUCAGUACUGACGCUGUCUAUGUCUACAAAGGGCGUAUUGAUGUUACACCCGGAACUGGCCGAGAACUAUCACGUUCAAUUCCGAGCAAGUCAAAGGAAGUUCAUUGCUACACAAGAUAACACGUUCUCUGUAGUCGACCACUCGACGCCUUAUGCAUUCGGACGUUUGAAUAACGAUGUCAUUGUCCUCAUGGCCAGUCUUGGUAUCACCUCCGAAACCUUUCUGGCUAAGCAGGAGGCAUACCAUCACUGGAUUCGCGCCGCAUCCAACGACUGGGAAGUUGCCUUUAAUUUCCUCUGCGCUUUGGGGCACUAUGGCACGGCUGAACGUCUCCUUCUUGACGGAAUAGAGUCGGCCGAAGUGAAGGCAAAGAUCCGCUCAUCCCAAAUGUCUGAGCUUGCGGCAUUCAAGAAGAACGAAAAGUAUCGCUCAAGAAUGGUUGUUCUCAAAUCUCGUCUACUCUUUGGUGUCUGCGAUCCCUACGGCGUCUUGGAUGAAGGGGAGGUGCAUGUGCGGGUAUCAGUCCCUCGCCGGGGAGCAUCAACCUUGACAAAUACAGAUGUCAUGGUCGUGCGCAAUCCUUGCCUUCAUCCAGGAGACUGUUUAAAGCUCCGCACUGUCGAUCAUCCUCGCCUGUCCCAUCUCGUGGACUGUGUUGUCUUCGCUUCCAGAGAUGGCGACAAAUUCCUUGUGAUAUGGGAUCCCGAUCUGGUUCCAAAGAAGGUUGCAGAGUCAUACACGUAUCCUCCGGCCAAGGAACGCGUGAGUGUUCAGGUUUCCAGGGAAGACCUUGCGAAGCAUUUUGCUUCGUACAAUACCAUGGCGCUCGGCACCAUCACUAGUCUUCACGCGAAGUGGGUUCGAUCUAGUCCAAAAGGGGCCAUGAGCGACGAGUGCCAAGAUCUCAACGCAUUGCACUCCCAGGCCGUCGAUGGCGCGUCUGUCAAGAUACCGGAGCGUCUGCGUUCGCCUCCAGAGCCCGACUCUCCAUAUGUCAUCGAUCUGUUGCAGGAUUCUGCGAAGAGGUUUUUUGAGACAUACAUACAGUCGGAACCUGAUGCUCUGGAGGCACAGACCUUGUCUCCGGAAGCAGCGGGCGAAGUUCUCGCACGAUUUCUAUCUACCGAAAAGACGGCGCUAUCGGAAUGCGAGGUUGUGACUAUGGCAGCUGCGUUCGCGCGAAGAAAUGGCAUCAGUUUGAGACCUUACUUAUGUCACAUCGACUUUGGAGCAUUGGCGACUUCGGAGAAGCAUGCACUCAGCCUACAGCUAGGCUUGACUCCGGAACACGAUCCGUAUAUAUGGAACAGCCGCUUCAUCAGUCUCAUACGCUCUGAGAUUCUGCGCUCUCGUGACCUAUCUACUCGCGAUCUUGGGGGACCACUGCGGUUGCAGAAGCUAUACUCUUCAUCGGAGCAAGGGCGCGCCGCUUUCUUCGAAUACUUGAAGGAUGCCACACAGCAAUACAAUCGCCGACUAAUGAUCCUGAAGACGGACGAUAGGUUUUCAGUGGGUAUUUUUCUCCGGGGACCGAUCCCAUGGGAUGAAGAGCCCGAAAUAAACGACAACGUCCUGGUCUGCCCAUUCAUGCCCAUCGCCUCUGAGGUGUCGUCGACGUACUGGCGGGGAACGAAGGGAUACAGGCUUCACUGCAGUGACAAUCUCAUGCAAUUAUAUGACCAACAGAGGGGCAAUACAUUCAUUUUCGUCAAUAGACCACCCAUAAAGUCAGACGUAGACAUCGUCACAAGCAUCGCAUUGCAAAAGAUUUCUGGACGAGUCCAGAAGCAAUGCGGCCGCAUCUAUCGUACACCUGUUGUAGCAAUUGAGAUUCAUGUCGUUUCGAAUCGAGACCGCGUCGCAUGCCAGGCCUUCGAUCUACGUUAUGAACAGGUGCCGACCGAAGAAUUCAUGCGUAGAUUUGACCACAAGCCUCAGCAAUUCACGCCUAAUAGCAUCCGUGAUCUUGAUUGGACAGACGACGAAACAGGCGGACGCUUGUUCGCUGGCACAAAGCAGGAUGCGGAGGAUGUUCUUGCAUCCAUGGAGGUUGAGCUUCUGCAGAAGUAUUUCCACAUCGCCAUCGCAAAUCGCGCAGAGGAUAGGCUCUUCUGGAUAUUCGAGACUCUCCUCAAGAUGGAACCUCUACCUGAAGUUCGGAUAACUGAUUGCAUUGAUCAGCAUGCGUUUCUUGCCUACUCCGUCCUGAAGAAAUACCUCCCCGAUGGCCCUGCUCUGCUUCCUCCUGUAGCUGCGCCGCUUGGUCCUACCAUCUUGCGCGGGAUCGUGCGAUCUGCCAAUACGCUCGGCAUCGCUUCGUUAGCGGCCCUGGAGAGACUUGCCUCAGCGACUGAUUCCCUCGAUCUUACCACUUAUUUCGAUACUCUCUGGUGGGUCGCGCUUAGCGUGCGACCAUCUACUCUCGUACAAGAAUUACUGCUUGUUCUGCAUGAUAGCCGAACCGGCAAGACACAGAACAAGACGUAUGAAUAUGCUCAUAAAUAUCUGUUGGGUGUCGCGUUCGACAGAGCCGAAGAAGCUGCAGAUGCUUGCCCUUGCGAUGAUGCUGGACGACCAAAGCGGCAGCGUGUAGCUCCUGUGCAUGCAAGAUUGGUUGCUCCGAAGAGGGACCAAGAGGAAGAAGUUGCCGGCAGUGAGGACAAGUAUCCAACACACGUGAUGGCUCAUAUCCGUGUCGAUGCUCAGACAAAUAUUCGCAUUCAUUCUCAUAUUCGUCUCCGACUUGCAUCACCCGUCGAUGGAUCAGACCUGCUCGCACUCGGCACGACUGUCCUUGACGGGGUGGUCCUGCGUGCAGGGAAAGGAGAGUUAUUUCUCGAGUUGAAACACCCGCUACCACCAGAGUACCAAAGAGUCGACUGGUACCUAUAUGACGCUGGAAGUAUCGCGACCUCGAAAGCAAUGAUGGAUGCCGUUUUGAGGCUUGCUACCGAAGGAUCUGAGUGUUGCUCGUUCAGUGACAUCAUAGCAGGUGAUGAGGCUGUCCUGGAUCCUGCUACCGAAGAGCAGACCACUGCCGAUGGACUCGAUGAAGACCUCCCUUCAUUGAAUGACAGUCAGAAGGCUGCUGUACGCGCUGCGGGAAGCAGCACGCUGGCAUUGAUAUGGGGUCCUCCCGGGACGGGAAAGACCACAGUGGUCGUUCAGAUCUUGAUACACUUCAUCAAAAGUAGUCCUGGCACGAAAAUACUGAUGACGGCGUCCACACACAACGCUGUGGAUAAUGUACUUGAACGAUUCCUCGUUGAAAACGGGGCCAAUGGGCUACUCGCGCAGGACCAGAUAUUGCGGGUGGCCACAGAGAGCUCGAAGGUCAACAAGGCCUUGCAAAAGUUCACGAUCGACGCUCGCGUAGGGGGUAGCAUGAACGAAAAUCCGCGUCUGAUGCAGAAGGCACAACAGAGAGCCAAAGAAGCAAGCAUUGUCUUCACCACUUGCAGUGGCGCGGGAUUGGGCGUCUUGCGGAACAUGGACUUUGAGAUCGUGUUGAUUGAUGAAGCAUCGCAGAUCACUGAGCCCUGUGCCUUGAUCCCACUAGUGAAAGGUUGUCAGCGCGCAGUUCUGGUUGGUGACCAUGUCCAGCUUCGUCCGACGGUCCGUCCCAUGGCAAAGGCAUUGGAGUUUGAUCGCUCCCUUUUUGAACGUCUGUAUACCGGCCCGGCUUACGCUCGAAUGACUAGAACUAUGCUGGAUUUCUACCAAGGCAGAUUGCGGACGGGCACUCCGAGAGAAGAUGAGAUUCGGAUGACGCUGGGGUCCUCCAUCUUCCCUUGGCCUACUGAACAGUCAAGAAUAUUCCCGGUAGUAUUCGUUCCUUGCGCAGCCGAGGAAGAUCACGGCAGAUCGUCGAAAGGCAACUCAGGCCAAGUCGAGCUCGCUAAAUACAUCCUUGGGCUGCUCAGGGCUGCGCGUGGUAAUGAGGUCGCAGAGGAGACUGCCCGUGUGCAAGGCGUCUCAAUCGCUGUCCUAACGCCUUACUCCCGACAGGUGCAGAUGUUAAAACAAACGAUAUCUUCCUCCAUGAACGUGGUGGGACGCGAGGCAGACAUUGUCGUGUUCUCUACCGUGCGUUCGAACAUGGAAGGAGAUAUUGGAUUUUUGGAGGACGAAAGGCGACUGAACGUCGCCUGGACACGUCCGAAGCUGGGUUUGAUUAUCGUAGGCCAUCGCCAUACCUUGCAGGCCAACAGUACGCUGUGGAAGAGCGCACUCGCCUAUUGCAAAGAAGUAGUCAUCAGUCCUCCGGAGCCGAACUGA
Molecule: messenger RNA, 4947 nt
Organism: Laetiporus sulphureus 93-53
Lineage: Eukaryota; Fungi; Basidiomycota; Agaricomycetes; Polyporales; Laetiporaceae
Product: RdRP-domain-containing protein
Exons: 17
Coding region: 1-4947 (1648 amino acids)
Molecular function (GO): helicase activity; RNA-directed RNA polymerase activity
Source: RefSeq, a predicted model, not a curated record